Molecule: messenger RNA, 372 nt
Organism: Penicillium salamii
Lineage: Eukaryota; Fungi; Ascomycota; Eurotiomycetes; Eurotiales; Aspergillaceae
Source: the annotation of a GenBank genome assembly
AUGCUGCAAAGCUGGCGCCAAGCCCUCUGGGCUCUCCUCCUGCUUGUCUCGGUCGCUCAGGCCCAAUUUAACUUCUUCGAGCAAAUGUUCGGAGGCGGCGAGCAGCAACAACGGCAACAGCAGCGGUCGCAGAACGCCCCAAGCGACAGCAGCCGAUACCAGCAGAUGUGGAGCGGAGCCCAAUGCGAAAACUACCUCUGCCCCGGAACUCUCGCAUGCGUGCAUUUCCCACACCACUGUCCAUGCCCACAUCCCGACGUGGAGGAGAAGGUCGAACUCGGUGAAGGAAGUGCUAUCUGUGUGUCUAAGGGCGGAUAUAAGGCAGGCGAGGCUGCACGGAAAAUCGAGUUGGCUCGCAAGGGUCUUCUGUAA